Molecule: messenger RNA, 630 nt
Organism: Sporothrix brasiliensis 5110
Lineage: Eukaryota; Fungi; Ascomycota; Sordariomycetes; Ophiostomatales; Ophiostomataceae
Exons: 2
Coding region: 1-630 (209 amino acids)
Molecular function (GO): protein binding
Source: RefSeq, a predicted model, not a curated record
AUGGUGCUUCGGUGGCUGCCAGGUUUCCGGUCCCCGGUUCAGGCCCCGGCUUCUGGGCCUCAAGCAUCAGCAACCGCGUCAUCCAAACUGCCUACGUCUGGCUCAAAUAAGACCGUCGCCGGACUUGACCCGAAUGCCGACGACGACACCAUCACCAUCUCGCCCCGGCCGCCCCGCUCCCUCAUGAGCCUGCCACCGGAGCUCCACAUCCAGAUCGCCAAGCAGCUCAUCUACCCAGAUGCCCUGUCGCUCAAGCACUCUUCCCGCUACUUUUACAACUUUGUCGACACCGGCAUCGAGCUCAAGGUCAGCUGGCUCAUGUCCCGCCGUCUCCUGCACCUCGACUGCCCCAACGACACCCGCUGUGAUUUCCGCAGCGACCUCCGUUUCUGCCGCGGCAGUGUUCCACUCCUUAUGAAGCGCCGUCGUGAGCACAUAGAGUGCGAGAGCCGUCCCGACCUCGGCUGCCUCAUCUACAAUACCAAAACCUGUGUCCACCGCCGCCCGCCUCGUCUACUGCACCGCUGGUUCCGCCGGCGCCUCACUGUCGAGAUGUGGUGGAUUGUUCUUGCCCUGAUACCACUCGCACUCUCUUGGCUCUGGUUUGCCGAACUUUUGUUCUUUUUAUGA